AUGUCUCCCGCCAUGAAGAGCUGGUCCGUUCUCACCUCACUCCUCAUCCUCCUCUUCGGCCUCAUGGCCUCAGCAACCCUUCAAAACAACGAGCCUCUCCAAGCAUUCACGACCCCCGAGCUGCGCGCCGAGCGUCUCGCCGUCCGUGAUCCCAAGGGUGGCAAGGGUGGUGGAGGCGGCAGCAGCAGUCACAGCAGCAGUGACAACGGCCUCACAAGCUGCCCGAACGGCGGUUCCACCUGCAGCGAGUGCUUUGGCACUGGAUACAUUUCGUGCAUCAGCCCACGCAAUGUCUGCUACAACCCCUCCACCCAAACACGAAGUCAGGUGUGCGUGUCCUCGUCGACAUCAGAUGCGUCGCAGCUUGUCGCUGGUCCGUUGGCGCUUGGCGCUCUUGGGUUGGCUAUUGCUAUGCUGUGA
Paracoccidioides brasiliensis Pb18 is the source of this 420-nucleotide messenger RNA. RefSeq lists its product as uncharacterized. The transcript has a single exon. Bases 1 to 420 code for a protein of 139 amino acids. The record is from RefSeq and is a predicted model, not a curated record.